This is a messenger RNA of Clonostachys rhizophaga, 945 nucleotides long. The record is from the annotation of a GenBank genome assembly. Lineage: Eukaryota; Fungi; Ascomycota; Sordariomycetes; Hypocreales; Bionectriaceae.
AUGCUCACUGCCAACAAUACGGACGCUUUCUUUCAGACUGAUGCCGCGGGAAACUGGUGGUGCGUGGCGCUGGCUACUCGGUCUGGCCCGGCCUGGGAGAUGUAUCCUAUGGGCAGGGAGACUGUUCUGUCGCCAAUGACGUGGGAUGAGGGUGGAUGGUCGAUCAUCGAUCCAAUUCAAGGAACAAUGAGCGGACCCCUUCCGCCUAAUAACACAGAUCUUCCUGGGGACGGCUUCUGGGCUCAUGAAGGGGACGAAGAAGCUUUCCAUCCUGAGACACAAAUUCCAAGGCAGUUCCUCUUCUGGCGACCACCCAAAGAAAGCCUUUUAAAGUGUCUCCGGCCGGUGUCGCCAUCAAGAGUGAAUCUUACUGCGGAUUCCCAAUUUGAACCACUUGAAGAGGGGAUGGGAUUUAUAUCUCGGAAGCAGUCGAGCUCGGUCUUUCAAUUUACAGUCGAUCUUGAAUUUGACCCCAAGGAUGCUGAUAAAGACGCAGGAGCUACAGUAUUUCUAACUCAGUACCAGCAUAUCGACGUCAGCGUUCUUAAUACUCGUUCCUCUUCUACUAGAGAAUUGGAGCAAAAGUUCAGGUUCAGGCCAGAGGCUCUGGGUAAACCCGGAAUUGAGGUCCUGCCCACAAGAACAAUAACCGUCCCGCAGGCUUGGGUUGGAAAACAUAUCAGAUUUACCAUUACACUGGACGAGUGUCAGGCAUACAAUUUUACCGUGGCUCUAGUUGAUAAACCCGAUGACAAAAUUUGGAUGGGCUCAGCCAAUGCGGAUAUUGUAUCGGGCGGAUCAGGCCCUUUUCACGGUACACUUCUUGGCGUGUUUGCCGCGAGUAAUGGCGGCACCGGCAAAACUGCAGCCUACUUUAGUCGCUGGAGGUAUCAUCCAUUGAAGCAAGAGGUAGAAUCUGGGGUAUUUCUGCCAGUCCAGGAGUAG